Solanum pennellii is the source of this 2283-nucleotide messenger RNA. Its product is annotated as E3 ubiquitin-protein ligase PUB23-like. Gene Ontology annotation, biological process: protein ubiquitination. Lineage: Eukaryota; Viridiplantae; Streptophyta; Magnoliopsida; Solanales; Solanaceae. The transcript has a single exon. Gene Ontology annotation, molecular function: ubiquitin protein ligase activity. The coding region runs from base 865 to 2124 and encodes 419 amino acids. The record is from RefSeq and is a predicted model, not a curated record.
AGGUUGAAUUAAUUAAAAAUACAAGGUGAGUGUUAGAUAUAUAGCUAUAACUCUAAAUUUAUUUGAGCUAAUUAUUUAUUUAAAAUAUAUCACAUAAAUGUCAACUGUUCCUUUCUCUCACUAAUAAAUAAAAAUGGUACAUUCAUGUGUUUUUAUAACUUCUAGAGAGAGAGAGUCAAAAGUGAGCUGUUUUUUUUCUCUCUUUAGGUACACACAUUUAGGCCACCGAAAAUACACAUAAAUUUAGAGUUUGACUACCCAUUUUAAGUUAGUAAUAUUUUCUCCGUUUUAAUUUAUUUGUUCGCUAUAUUAAAAAUUAAUAUUUUAUUUUAUUACAUGAAUUUGUAAUUGAAGAUAAAUUUAGAGUUUGGCUACACCUUUGAUUAAAGUUUUUUUCAGGUAUGUGUUAAUUUAACAUAGGCCACCUAAAUAAUUUAUCUUUUUAAUUGUUCUAUUCGUUAUUUUUUAUUUGUUCGCUAUACUAAGCAAUACACUUUCACUUAUUAGCAUAUAAUAUUAUAUUCUUACCAUUAAAAUAGUUAUUUUUCCAAACUUAAGACUAAGCAUCAAUUAACAUAUUUUCGUCGAGGAUAGGUAAAGUCUAAACUGGAAAAAUAAAAAAUAAACGGAUCGAGUAUUUAAAUCGUAUAAUUAAUUAAUACCCUUUGAAAAGUCUUCUCCUAUUGCCUAUUGGCGUGUUUUGACUUUGAAAAACUCAAAUCUCCAACUCAUAUAUAACCCACAACCAAAUCCUCUAAUUUUUCAAACCAAAUUCACUACUCAUCUAAAGUCUCAACAAAUCAAAGAUUCCUCUAAUUUUUUUUGUCAUAUUUGCAAAAUUUCUUAUAAGAUUGAUCUCCUUCUAUGAUUAAUCUUGAAAUUUUCCAAAAUAUACAAAUGGAAGAAAUUCAAAUACCUCCUUAUUUUAUUUGUCCGAUUUCAUUGGAAAUGAUGAAAGAUCCUGUCACGAUCUCAACUGGGAUAACAUAUGAUCGGGAAAACAUCGAGAAAUGGAUAUUCUCUGCAAAGAACAACACUUGUCCGGCUACGAAACAAUCUCUUACAUGCAUAGAGUUGACCCCAAAUGUUACUCUUCGACGAUUUAUCCAAUCGUGGUGUACUCUCAAUGAGUCACAUGGUAUUGAAAGGUUCCCUACACCAAAACCUCCGAUUAGCAAACCACAAAUAAUAAAGCUCCUAAAAGAAGCGAAAUCGCCUAAAUUGCAAAUGAAAUCUCUCAAGAGACUUAGAUCCAUAGCUUCUGAGAAUGAUGCUAACAAACGUUGCAUGGAAUCCGCUGGGGCAAUGGAGUUCUUAGCUUCUAUUAUUAAUAAUAAUUCGAAUGAAGUGUUUGAAGAAGAAAAGGGUUUCAUGAGUACUAAAGACGAAGCACUUAGCAUCCUCUAUCAACUCAAAUUAUCUGAAAAUGGAUUGAAGUCACUCAUCAUGAGUGGAAAUGGAGGAUUUAUUGAGUCAUUGACACGUGUCAUGCAACAUGGGAGCUAUGAAUCUAGGGCUUACGCAGUUAUGCUAAUGAAAGACAUGUUCGAAGUAUCCACACCAACUCCACUUUUGAGUUUGAAGCAAGAAUUCUUCACACAAGUUGUUCAAGUCUUGAGGGAUGAGAUCUCUCAAAAGGCUAAAAAUGCAUCAUUGCAAGUGCUAGUGCACGCGUGUCCAUUUGGGAGGAACAGAGUGAAAGCAGCAGAAGCAGGAGCUAUUAGGGUUUUGGUUGAUCUUCUGCUCGAUUCAUCUGAGAAAAGGGUUUGUGAAUUGAUGUUAAUUUUACUAGAUCAACUUUGCCACAGCGCAGAAGGGAGAGCUGAGCUAUUGAAUCACCCCGGAGGAUUAGCCAUUGUGUCCAAGAAAAUACUUAGGGUUUCUAAAGUAGGGAGUGAAAGGGCAAUCAAGAUCUUACAUUCAAUCUCAAAGUUUUCAUCAACACCAAGUGUUGUUCAAGAGAUGUUGAGUUUGGGUGUGGUAGCAAAGCUUUGUUUGGUUCUUCAAGUUGAUUGUGGAAGUAAAGCUAAGGAAAGAGCUAGAGAAAUUCUCAAAAUUCAUGCAAAGGCAUGGAGGAAUUCUCCUUGUAUACCUAAUAAUUUGUUAUCUUCAUAUCCAUUUUAGGAAUUAGGAUGAAAAAGAGCAAAAAUUGUUUUAGGUAGAAAUAGAACAAAGGAAAAAGAACAAAAGUAGUGGAUUUAUUUAAUUGUACAUAAUUUAUAAUUUUUGAAAAAAUAGAGAAAAAAAUGGACAAAAUUGUCCAUGAAUUUAAUUGUUCAUACA